UGGAAACGCAACAGCACAGUAACAAAACAUCCUGUUGGUUAUUUUUCAAGUAAAAUAUUUACAUUGUCAAUACUAGUUACUUCAGAUAACCAUAAUUAUUUGCAAUUUAAGACGGCUAAGUAACUCGGAAUCAGCAAGAUGAGCCACCGGCAGCAAUAUUCCUCUCCAAACGACCAGCUUUCAUAUGAGGAGGACUCAUAUGCGGUUGGUUAUGCCAACUAUCCAAUGUUCCAGGGAUACAACUCUCAAUACUAUCAGCCAUGUGGUAAUAACUAUUAUAUGUAUCAGCAGGACCCAUACGGUUACAGUGUUUAUCAGCAACCAUAUGUAUUUCCUGCUGAUAGUGUCCCUGGUUGUAAUCAGCAAAGUUACGCUCACUCAUAUCGUCAAAACCGCCACAGGGUGAAAACUAGUGAAUCUAGUGAGAAUUCUACAACUGUAACCACUCCUGAUCAUACAGCCAUCACUUCACAACUAGCUCAGUCAUAUAGUAACCAGGACAAAAGUAAUGCUAAUAAUAAUGCUAGUGCCUCUCCUAGAAACUUUGACCCCAAUUAUAAACACUCAGACGGUCGCUAUCGAGGUAACCGGAAGAAUCAUUUUCGAGGUCGAAGCAGGGGAUAUUCUGGUGAUAAAAGUCCCAUUGUUAAAUCCGAUGAGUUGCGAGCUACACCUGACAGUCUAUACAGAAAUAGAAACUUGAGGUCACGAGGGAACAGACAGAGGUCGUAUCAAGAUGCAAGAAUUAUGAACUCUCAUCCCGAGAAGGUUGAAGUGUCGGUAACAGACGUGAUGGAGAAACAUGCUGGUGAAGAUGAUGUGAGGACAAAGUCGAGGGAUGCUUACGGAGGUUCCUCUCGAAAAACGUAUGUUAAAAAUAACCGAGACAGUAGAACAUAUACAAACCAAGAUGUCCGCUUUAUGAAAAUGAAUAGUAGUUCCAAGGGAAAAGCUGAAGAGGAAGAGAAUCAGAGAGCGACAUUGAUUGAACAGCUCACACGAGGAAGUAGUGAGUGUAUGGUGUGUUGUGACAACAUCCGUUGCAAUGCGGCUAUCUGGAGUUGCUCAAACUGUUUCCAUGUCUUUCAUCUGGCCUGUAUUAAGAAGUGGGCCCGAUUCCCCUCAAGCGUAGAAGGAGAUGGAACUGGUUGGAGAUGUCCCGCCUGUCAGAAUAUUUCAGAACGUGUUCCAAACCAAUACCGGUGUUUUUGUGGGAAGGUCCGCGAUCCAGCGUACAGCCGAUAUGACACACCACACAGCUGUGGAGAAGUGUGUAACAAGAGACGAAAGGGUGACUGUACUCAUCCUUGCACUUUACUUUGCCACCCUGGGCCCUGCCCUCCUUGUAGUGCCUUGAAGACUAGAACCUGUGAUUGUGGAAGAACGAGACAAACUAAACGCUGUGGCCAGGACUCAAGUUUUAAGUGUGAGACGGUUUGUAAGGAGUUGAUCAAUUGUAAACUACAUACAUGUGAUGUCGUGUGUCACUCUGGGAGUUGUCGCAGGUGUUCCGUCAAGAUUAAACAAGCGUGUUUUUGUGGACAUGUUGAACGAGAGAUAACAUGCGGCAGUGCCGAGUCGGAAGUCGUCUCGUUUUGCUGUGGUGGAAAGUGCAACAAAGUGCUGGAGUGCGGCAAUCACCGGUGUGAGAUGCUGUGUCAUGAAGGGGACUGCGGACCCUGUCCAGGCAUGCCUGGUCACGUGACGCACUGUCCGUGUGGAAAAACACCUCUAGCUGACCUUGACCUUCCACCCCGAGAGAGUUGUUUAGAACCUCUACAUACCUGCAGUGAAGUGUGUGAUAAACCUUUAGCUUGUGGACCUAAAGACUCUCCACACACCUGUACCAAGCCUUGUCACGAAGGACCCUGUGGUCCGUGCAAUGGGCAGACAACUCUUGAAUGUAAAUGUGGAGCUGUGGAAAAGGAGUUCUCCUGCACGGAAGUGUCAGAGUUUACAGAUGAGAAACCGUUUAAAUGUAAUAAGCGCUGCAACAAGAAAAAACUCUGUGGUCGACACAAGUGUUCCGACACUUGCUGCACUCGCGAUGAACAUGUCUGCGAGUUCACGUGUGGGCGGAAGUUGAACUGUGGUCUACACAAGUGUGAGGAUCCCUGUCACAAACAGAACUGUCUGCCUUGCUACCAAGCCAGUUUUGAUGAGUUGACGUGUCACUGUGGUGCGGAGGUCAUCUAUCCACCAAUCCCAUGUGGGACGCGACCUCCGGAAUGUCGCAGAUUGUGUGCCCGAGUACACCCAUGCUCACAUCCAGUGCGUCACACGUGUCACAGUGAUGAACUUUGUCCACCAUGUACCGAGCUCACAGAGAAGAUGUGUAUGGGGGGUCAUGAGACGAGGAAGAACAUCCCAUGCCACAUGUCGGACAUCUCGUGUGGGAUGCCCUGUAACAAACUGUUGACCUGCGGACAGCACAAGUGUAUGAGAAAGUGUCACAAGGGUGACUGUCUGGCAGAAGGUGAAGAUUGCCAUCAGCCAUGUUCAAUCGAGCGUGAAGAGUGCGGUCAUCCGUGUGGUGUCCCAUGUCACGUGGGAAUGCCGUGCCCACAGGUGGCCUGCAAGGCAGAGAUUGAUAUUAAAUGCCCAUGUGGACGAAAAGUUGCCAAGUCUCUGUGUCAGAUGGGUGGAGAGAUGGCCACAAACAUUGCUGAGUUUCAGAAAAUGACUGUUCACCAGCUGGGCAGUGGUCAGGGUCUGGACCUGUCACAUCUGACCAGCAAAAGGGGAGUCACACGACAAUUGGACUGUGAUGGAGAGUGCGCCAUCAUGGAACGUAACCGUCGUGUUGCACUGGCUCUCGAGUUGAAGAACCCCAACUUGAGCGCCAAGCUUGGAAAUCCUACGUACACAGAAUUCCUUAAAGAGUUCACACGUAAAAAUCUUCAGUUUGUGUCGUCUGUUGAAAAAUCUUUGGCCGAGUUGGUGCACAAUGCUAAACAGUCCAAACAGCGGAGCCGAAGUCAUGCGUUUUCUCCAGGUAAUCGAGACCAGCGUCGACUGAUACACGAGCUGGCCGAGUUUUACGGAUGUGAAACUGAGAGUUACGACUUUGAACCCGUGAAAAAUGUUGUGGCUACUGCUAACAGGUCAAAGUGUUGGCUUCCAUCAAUAACUCUGACAUCAAUAAUACAGAGAGAACUUCACCCCAAGGCACCUCCACCCAUUCCUCAUGUCAGUCAAACCACACAGACAUCCACUGAAACGAAACCAAUCAAGGCCAACUCUCCGGUUAUUGACUACUUUGAUUUCCCUCCAAACUGAGGAGCGGUGCACUGUUUGCACUGAUUCUGUUGUAUAAAUAUUAUUCUUUGUCACUUUUGAAUCUGACAGAUACCUUUUCCAACCCAAAACCACUGUAUUGUAUAUAGUCAUGGAUUGACAAGACUGAAUUAAAGUUUUAGACAUUGGGAUGAGUUGGUGGUUUACAAAUUAAAAUGUAAAUAUAUAACAUUUUGGUUUAGCUUUCAGUUGAUCAUUGGUACUUCAAAUUAAAUUUCAUGAUGAAAAGAUUCAUUUUGUUUGAAAAUCUUAAUGAUAAUAUUUUGGUUGAGAUUUGUCAAAUAAAAACUACUUAUUCUGAGCACUAAUUAUAAGUAAUGUACAAUUUUCAAUUGGUUUAUGAAAUAUUUGAUCCUCUUGAUUUAACCUUGAGGGUUGGUUGACAACUAGUAUUGGCUACAUCCGAAGACAUGGUUUUCAGAAAAACAAAUUGUAAUGUUUAAAAAAUUAGGAAAAUGUGAAACAAAAGCAAUUUUAUGUAUUUAUUCAAAUAAGAAAGCUCUGCAUCACUCCUACUGCAUGUUUAACCAUUCAAAUACCUAGAUAUUAAAUACAAAAAACCCAAACAAAGUGGAAUAGUCGACUAGACUUCUCUAAUUUUUACAAAGAUAUGUUGUUUAAUUCAUAAAUACUUAUGGGUAAACAUUUCUUCCGUUUUUUCUUCUUUGAUACUCAAUAACCAAUGGAUUCUUUAUACUGGGGUGUCAUUCAGUAUUCAUUCAUUCAUUCAUUUUAUUUCUUGUUUGAUUAUGAAAGGAAAUUCUGUGAUAUUUCUCUCUAUGCAAUGACAUUAUUGUUAUUAUCAAUGGAAGAUGAUUAAUUUACAUUAAUGUUGUGUGUUUAUAUAUAUAGAGAGAGACAACACUGUACGAGUGACCAUUUGUCUUACAAGUUGUUUCAAAACGUAUCUAACAAGCGAAAGCAAGUUGGAUAUGUUUUUAAACAACGAGUUGUAAAAUAAAUGGUACCUAACGGACACGAAUGUAGUAUUCUAUUUCUUACAUGUCCUAUAAAAAACAGGUUUAAAAUAAAUUUAAACACCUUUUCCAACUAAAACCUGUUUAAGACCCUAACGCUUGCAUCAGAGACAAUUCAAUUUCAGGUCAAUUGUUACAAAAGUGUGAUCGAUUUUGAUCAUGCUUUUUUGUUUUUUUUCAUUUGAUGGUAUAGCAUUGGCGACCAGGUCAUCACCUAGGACCAGCCAGUUGUAUGUUUUUAACUUGUUAUCAUACAUAUAUAUGUUAACAGUAUGUGUUAUCAAAUAUAACGAAUGAUGUUCUCAUCAAUGGGUGUGUUAUAAAUAUUGUUUUUUUUUUCAUAUGUGGUGUUAUGGACCCAUUAUAUACAGAAUUGUAUCAAAAAAUAUCUACAUUCGGGUGAGUUAAAAACAAAAAAUGCCUUUUAAAAAAAAAAGCAAAAAAAGGUUUUUAUUUAAUUGAUUAAUUUGGUCAUAUUCCUGGACAGAUAUAUUAAUUUGGUUUUGUGAAUCAUAUUAUUAUUAUGUUUUUUGAUUUGAAUAAAUAUAGCUAUUUGUGUUUUUGUUUACAGUUAUAUUUGUUGAUUUCUAUUGUUCUCAUGAAAAGCCUACGUGUUUGUUUGUGUUUGAACUCAUUUAUAAUACCUACAUGUUGUAUAUCCAUUAAAUGUUCAGGCAUGGUUCAUCCCACACCAUGUCUCUGGAAAGACCAGUCAGGGCUUUUAGAAAAAUUCUUUACAUCCACUAGCCAUGGGAUCAGUGAUUUUAAAAAUGUACUAGCCACGAUUAAUAAUUUACAAGCCCUACUUUACUUAAGUUAAUACACUUAUACUAAAUAAUAGUAAUAAUCAGAUAUGUCACCUAAUGAGGGACAACACAUUCACUAGCUGCCGGGCAUGUCAAUAGAGUUUAUUUACUAGCCCAACAUUGAAUAUCACUAGCCAUGGGAGUGGGGCUAUCAUAAUCUAGAAACCCUGCCAGUGAAUGGGCAUGAGACGGAAUGGUAUUUAAAUUAAAAGAAGCAAUUUUGAAUAAUUUAUGUUGGGGAAAGGGACAGUAAUAUAGAGUGCCAUCCAAAACUUUCAGGGCUUCGCCAGAGUGAAGAACACCAUGAGUCCUUAGUUAUAGGGUGUGUUAAACUGUUUAUCAGUCAGCAAUUCAACUUGACUUACUCUUUAUCUUACUAUUCAUGUAGUAUUAAAAAACUUAUACAUUUUCUUUAUUCAUAUAGCUGACAUUGAACUAGACCGUAUAGACUGUAAGGAAUAUUCAGGGGUUUUUUUUGGGUUGGGGGUGGGUGGGUGGGUGGGUUGGGUUUUCUUGUGGGUUUUUUUUGUUGUUGCAGUCUUGUGCUAAGCAAGGUCCAACCAGUUUGUUUAAUGCCAACAGUUACCGGUAGUGGGAAUUACACAAUCGGAUCAUUCGGUAAAGCACUUGUAUCUCGGAAAGAGUCUCAGGUUUGAAUCCCCCUUGCUGGAUUAUAAAGUAUCUCUUACAUGUAUUUGUACUUGUGUUUAUGAAAAAUAAACAUGGAAAUGUAAUAAAGGAAGAAACAACCCCAGUAUUUUAAUAAAAUUCUGUUUAAAAUUGUAACUUAGGUUUGGAAUGAUCACAGAAGUAAUAAAUCAACUAACUUUUGGGGGAAUUCACAAACUUUAGCCUGUUAAUAAGUACAUGCACAUUUUUUCCCCCUUCCAUUGGGCAAUUUGUGUGGGAUUUAUUUAUGGUUUUGUUUUCAGUGCUGUCUUAUAUAUAGAAAUAAUGUUAAAAUUAUCUGUAAAAUUAUUUUUAAUAUUCACCUAAUAAAGAUUGAUUCAAACUAU
Gigantopelta aegis is the source of this 6096-nucleotide messenger RNA. Its product is annotated as transcriptional repressor NF-X1-like. Gene Ontology annotation, cellular component: nucleus. Gene Ontology annotation, biological process: negative regulation of transcription by RNA polymerase II. NCBI's taxonomy places the organism in Eukaryota, Metazoa, Mollusca, Gastropoda, Neomphalida, Peltospiridae. The coding region runs from base 139 to 3279 and encodes 1046 amino acids. The record is from RefSeq and is a predicted model, not a curated record. Gene Ontology annotation, molecular function: zinc ion binding; DNA-binding transcription factor activity, RNA polymerase II-specific; RNA polymerase II transcription regulatory region sequence-specific DNA binding. The transcript has 23 exons.